AUGAUACGACCAGCGACAACACUCCCUCGACGUUUUAACCAAACCCUUGCAAGACGCUCUCUCUUCACGCGUCCUCCACCUCCACCUAGAUCCUCAUACAUCGCCAACAAAACCUACCCAGCCAUAAUCUGGCACAAUCUAAUCCCCACCAAAUUAAAAUACCUCGCCACUAUCGGUAUCGCAUCUUGGCCAGUUGCACACGCCCAUCCAAACACAGUCAUCAUAUUAGGUCCACCAUUAUUAUUAGGUUCAUAUUUCGGAUAUAAAAAAUUUCGUCAUUUCCAAUAUUUAUCCAAUUUGAAAAGAAUUGGAAUUGAUUAUAUGAACAAAGAUGAGAUUGUCAGAUUUGAGAAAUAUGACGAAACUAGUGUUGAGAAUGUGAUGAAUGGGAUUGAGAAUGAAUUUGAUUGUUUGAAGAGACAGGUGAUUGAUGUCGUGGAGGGGCGGAUUGUUGAGUAUAUUGCGAUGAAUGAUGGUGCGAAGGACAAUAAUGUGCUUUCAUUGUUUAUGGAUGAGAAUGAUCAGUUUCUGAUUAAUAUUUCUGAGAAUGAAAUUGAGACGUGGAUGACUAGUCAGGCUGAGGUUUCAGAUUUGGUUGAAGGGGAGGAUGAGGGAAAGAUGGUUAAAACUGGGUUUAUGAAGUUGUCACUUCCAUUUUAUUCAAGGGGUGAUGCAGAGAGUAAGAAGAGAUUGGGUACUAUUCUGGUGUAUUUGUUGCAAGUACCUCCUACUGAGAAUAAUGACCAAGAUUAUAAAAUUGGAAUUGAAAUCACUCCAUUAUCAUGGUUUAAACCAAAAUCAUUGUAUUUCUCAGAAUUACCCGGCAAAGGGAUUUUCAAAAGUAAACUCCAUCAAAAGGUCAAACUUGAAGAUCAAUAG
This is a messenger RNA of Hemisphaericaspora subhashii, 879 nucleotides long. It is a transcript of the gene GOA1, whose product is annotated as Goa1p. Bases 1 to 879 code for a protein of 292 amino acids. The transcript has a single exon. The record is from RefSeq and is a predicted model, not a curated record. Lineage: Eukaryota; Fungi; Ascomycota; Pichiomycetes; Serinales; Debaryomycetaceae.